Molecule: messenger RNA, 1199 nt
Organism: Laetiporus sulphureus 93-53
Lineage: Eukaryota; Fungi; Basidiomycota; Agaricomycetes; Polyporales; Laetiporaceae
Product: kinase-like protein
Exons: 5
Coding region: 18-1109 (363 amino acids)
Biological process (GO): protein phosphorylation; signal transduction
Cellular component (GO): cytoplasm
Molecular function (GO): protein kinase activity; ATP binding
Source: RefSeq, a predicted model, not a curated record
CGGACAUCCGUAACCCGAUGUUUCGUACAAUGAAGCAGCUCUGUGCAGAGCACGUCGUACUGCCGCGAGCAUCCCUACUUUGUCCUCACGAGCUCGUCAUGGAAGGUGAACGUCCUAUCGCGUGGGGCGGAUUUGGUGUGAUAUACCGUGGACCAUUGCAAAGUGGUGGAAUCGUAGCUCUCAAAUCCUUCAUCGCUGCGCAGAAUGAGCACCCGCAACAAGUUCAAAAGCUUAUCUACAAGGAAGCCAUUCAAUGGCGACACCUCCAUCAUCCGAACGUUGUCCCAUUUUUAGGUGUCUGUGACAUGCCGCCACCACUCCGAUUGUGCAUUGUGAGCCACUGGAUGGAGAACGGUAACAUCAUGGACUUCUUGCGACAGAACCUGAGCGCAGACCGACAUCGACUGUUGGUGGAAAUUGCGACAGGACUUCAAUAUCUCCACUCGAAGGACAUUGUUCAUGGCGAUCUCAAAGGAGCAAACAUUCUCAUCAAUAACGGGGUUCCGCGUCUGGCCGACUUUGAUCUAGCGACUGUGGUGUAUCGCAUGCAGACAGUCAAUACUGCUUCCGGGUCGCACAGAGGUGGCACUUACCAUUGGAUGGCACCGGAACUUUUCGACCCCGAGAAAUUCGGCUUGCCUCAUGCACGGCCGUCCAAGGAAGCCGAUGUCUACGCACUUGCCAUGGUGAUGUGGGAGGUCUACACCGGCCUCGUCCCAUUCUACGAGUGUCGCAAUGAGGGGCAAGUGGACAACAAGAUCUUGUCUGGUGGAAGACCCAUUCGUUCUGAGGAUACUGUGCCGCCGGUCAUUCAGGACCACAUCUGGAUCCUCAUGAAGGCAUGUUGGGAUGCACAUCCGCAAGGUCGUCCGAAUAUCGACGAGGUACUCGAUCACUUGGGUGCUGAAGAUGGCAUGCAUGGCAUCGCAGUGAUGGAGCAAAAUCGCCUUCGGGGAUCUCCUCAUACGAGGUUAACAAGCGAGCAUAGUAGCGUUGACGUGCAAGCUAAUGAUCCGGUCGGCGUCCUAAACGUCCACGUGGAAUUUCAUCUCAGAAUAACCAAGCGCAUGCUUUUUUUUUGCAUACUCGUUUCCAAAUUAGGAAACUGACUAUGACGGAGAUCUUGAGAUCAUAAUCAUCUGAUAGACGUACGUGAACCCAAUAUACAGAUUUGGUAAUUUCCACCCACGAGGCUGUCG